Molecule: messenger RNA, 1486 nt
Organism: Dreissena polymorpha
Lineage: Eukaryota; Metazoa; Mollusca; Bivalvia; Myida; Dreissenidae
Product: cell death abnormality protein 1-like
Exons: 10
Coding region: 101-1486 (461 amino acids)
Molecular function (GO): scavenger receptor activity
Source: RefSeq, a predicted model, not a curated record
UCACAUCAGUCGCCCCUUUGUUCUUAAGUGAUAUGUAAGGGCAAAAUGUUAAAUAAAGUUUAAUGAUGAGCUAAGUCGGUAUUCAGGGUUAUAGUUACAUAUGGUAUAUCAAGGGCUUCUCAUAUCACUGUGUGUUGCCUCGAUUUUGUACGUCCCCGGCUGGCCAUGCCAUGUGGACAAGGUUGGCAACCACAGGUUCGGGAACAACUGUUUACUAAUGUGCCAUUGUCGAAACAAUGAGAAAUGCGACCAGAACGGUACAUGCACAAACGGGUGCGCACAAGGAAUGUUCGGACCAGGUUGUCAGUACGUUGAUAUUGCCCACGAAAACCAAUCUACGGCACGACAUUUAGACAACCUGGAAGGUUCCGAGUCCGAGUUCAAAUACGCCAACCUUGCUGUGGAUUCUGACCCUAACACAUGCAGCUACACAAAGCAAGCAGUCUUUCAAUACGGACACCCUUGGUGGAGACAGUGGUUCCCUUACAAUGUAACAUUCACAUCCAUCGAGUUUCACGUGCACGCGGAUUACGCAGCAAACAUGUCGCUAUUCCGCGUUAGUGUUGCCAACGUAAGUGACUACGAAAACAAAGACGAGUGGCCAAGAAAUACUCUUUGUUACGAGACUCAAUCGGAUGACCCCCCUAUUGCAUCAACCAGCGGUAACCGAUCCGUCCUUGGUGUGUUCUGCAAGCAGCCCGUGGUGGGAAACACCAUCCGUAUUGAGCUGCAGAGAAACCAUACCCAGCUUGUAUUAUGCGAUGUGUAUAUCAGUCAAGACUGUCCAGAGAACCGCUGUGGAUACAACUGCUCCAAAGAGUGCUACUGUCGACCGCCUUAUACACUUCAGGAUAAAAUAGCUGCCGACUGUCCACAUGGCUGCCUCAACAGCAGUCGAUGGGCAAAGGGAUGCGACAAGGUGUGCGACGAUACCCAUUGGGACGAAGGUUGCAGUAAAAAGUGUGGUCAUUGUGCGGGAGGCGUACCUUGUAAUUCAAGUACUGGACAUUGCUAUGGGGGAUGUGAGCCUGGCUACAUGAACUCGCCAUUAUGUGAUAAACAAUGCGACGAUGGAUUUUGGGGAUCAAAGUGCACAUAUAAGUGCGGUAGCUGUCAUAAGGAACAUUGCAAUAAAACCGAUGGCGUGUGCAAAUCAGGGUGCAAAGAUGGCUUCAAGGUGUCGACACACUGUGCUGAUGAAUGCGACGAUGGAUUUUGGGGACCGAGCUGCACAUAUAAGUGCGGUAAUUGUCAUGAGGAACAUUGCAACAAAACCAAUGGCGUUUGCAAAUCAGGCUGCAAAGAUGGCUUCAAGGAUAAGAAACACUGUACUGAUGAAUGCGACGCCGGAUUUUGGGGACCGAACUGCACAAAAAACUGCAAUGGUUGUCACAAUCAACAAUGCAACAAAACCAACGGCGUGUGCAAAUCAGGAUGCAAAGAUGGUUGCAACGAGUCGACACAAUGUAGUCAUGAUUAUUGGUAA